Molecule: messenger RNA, 1619 nt
Organism: Parasteatoda tepidariorum (common house spider)
Lineage: Eukaryota; Metazoa; Arthropoda; Arachnida; Araneae; Theridiidae
Product: queuine tRNA-ribosyltransferase accessory subunit 2
Source: RefSeq, a predicted model, not a curated record
UUUAACUGUAACCAAUUGAGUAAAUUCUAUUGUAAACAAACAAAAUCCCAUGCCGGACGUUAGCAGCCUGUUUUGUAAUUUUCUUUAGUGAAUACUUAAUUUUCGCUUCAAUUCCAAUAUGAGGUUCAUUGAAAAAAUAUCCAGUAUCGGUCGAUCAGGCUGUAUUACUGAUUUUCCAAAACCUUGGUCAACAGAACAAUUUAAAACCCCUACAAUGCUGAUAUACGCUCGCGCAGGUUCAGUGCCGCAUUUAACUUAUAACUCAUUACAAAGGUUAGAUGAUAAGAAAUUACUUUUCUUGCAAACAUUGCCGACUGUUGUUGAAUUUAAAGACGCUGUCGAGCUUCAAGGGAAAGGGUUAGGUGCUUUUGCCGGACUGCCCGAGUAUCCAUUUCAUUUAUCAAUCCAAGAUCCGGCUGAUGAAACUCCUACAGGUUAUAAUGUAAACAAAGGUGUAUCAGUUUGGUGCACGGGCGGUAAAAAGAUGAUUUCGGUUUCGGAAUUUAUGAAGAUCAUAAAAGCAUUCCAGCCUGUCUCAUACCAGGCUCUAUGUGAUAGCGAUACGCCAAAAGAUUGCUCCAAGAAACGUUUAAAUAAAUCUGUUGAUAAUACAAUAAAAUUUUUAGAUGAAUGUUUAGAGGAGCAUUCACAGUGUGAGGAAGUUAAAAAUGUUGCUAUAUGGGGAACAAUUGAAGGAGGUUAUGAUUCCUUCUUAAGAAAAAAAUCUGCUGAAGCUACAGUUAAGCGUGCAGUGGAUGGCUUCGUAAUUGACGGGUUUCAUACAAACGGCGCUACAUUGGAAAGUUUAAACUUUUCUAAAGUAAAACCUUUGUUGAAAGAAGUGAUUGAUAUUUUACCAGCUAAUAAACCCAGACUUUUAAAUGGACCACUUGAUGCAGAAAUGAUGAUUGAAGCUAUUAAAAUGGGUGUAGAUAUAUUCGAUUCUUCUCAUGCUUUCAAAUUAGCAGAGGAUGGAGAUGCUACUGUGUUUCCUUUAGAAUCUAUUCCACAUCAUUUUGAAAAAGAUUCAAAUGAUAUUGCAACUAAACGCUUUAAGUGUACUCCUGAACUAUCUUUGAAAGAGGAAAUGUACAAAGAUGACUUGACCCCAAUAUUGAGCACUUGUACUUGUUAUACUUGUAAACAUUAUACCCGUGCAUACAUACAUCACCUUUUGGAUACUACUGAAUUGUUAGCUCAAAUUCUUUUAAUGAUUCAUAAUUUACAUCAUUAUUCAGAAUUUUUUAAAACUAUAAGACAUGUGUUAGGGAAUUGAUUUUAUUUUGUUUUAUAUUGAUAAAAAUAUUUUUAUAGCGCUUACAUGAUUUAUAGAUUUUUUAUCACUCAAGCUUUAAAAUUUUGAAUGUCAAAAAUUUUUUAUUAAUCAAAUUUUCUUCAUUUUACAAAAUAUCGGAUCAAAUUGGAAUUUUCUUUUUACAAAUAUUUUGGGUUUAUUAUUUUUUAAAUUCUAAAUGCUGCUACAAAUAUACUAGGUGGUUAUUUGUAAAAUGUUAACCUUUUGAGCUUUAUUAUGUUGGUACUAUUAUUUUUUCUAUUUUACUAUUAGAAAUAUAUUUAUAGCAAACUAUGAAGAUUCUAGAAAUAAAAUUUUAUUUACA